UUCCAUUUCGCACCACUUCACUUUACAUUUUUCUGUUGAUCUUCCAAGAUUCCCCCGGGAAGGGGAAAAAAUGGAAACUUUUUACAGCGAUUUCUUCACUCGCCAUUGUUAAAUAUUCUGGAAGUGAAAAAGGAAAACUUGCUAACCAUGGAAGAAGAUCCAACGGCGAGCAACCGCAGGAUGUUGUCGUCUCGGCAGAAUCUUCCGGCGUCGAUGGCCCGAUCGAAGGUCUCGCUCGAGACCCGUAUCAAUCGUCUGAUCAACGCCAAUCACUACACCUCACCGUCGAGGCCGAUAUACUCCGACAGGUUUAUACCCAGUAGAUCCGGUUCCAAUUUCGAGCUUUUCCAUCUCCCUCCGUCGUCGCCCCACAAGGACGGGAAGGAAGAUGGGUCCGGUUCGUACGCGAGUCUCUUGCGGGCCGCUCUGUUCGGACCGGAUACGCCAGAGAAGAGGGAUGUUGUCGGAUUCUCUCCGUCGCGUAAUAUUUUCCGGUAUAAGACGGAGACUCAGCGGUCUGCGAAAUCGUUCUCGCCUUUUGGCUCCAAUGAGGCUCCCGGUGUUAGCCAUAGCCCGGUCAAGCCGCCGAGGAAAGUUCCGCGGUCUCCGUAUAAGGUAUUGGACGCACCAGCUCUGCAAGAUGAUUUUUACCUGAAUCUCGUGGAUUGGUCUGGACAUAAUGUUCUUGCAGUGGGACUUGGAAACUGCGUGUAUUUAUGGAAUGCUUGUAGUAGUAAAGUAACUAAAUUGUGCGAUCUUGGAGCUGACGAUAGUGUUUGCUCUGUUGGUUGGGCGCCUCGUGGAACACAUCUCGCUGUUGGAACUAGUAACGGGAAAGUACAGAUAUGGGAUGCAUCACGGUGCAAGAGGACAAGAUCAAUGGAAGGUCAUCGUCUACGAGUUGGAGCCCUAGCAUGGGGCUCAGCUGUUCUGUCUUCAGGUAGCAGAGACAAGAGUAUUCUUCAAAGAGACAUACGGGCUCCCGAAGAUUAUGUUAGUAAGCUAUCAGGGCACAAAUCUGAAGUCUGCGGACUAAAGUGGUCUUACGACAACCGCGAGCUAGCCUCAGGUGGAAACGACAAUAGGCUUUUUGUAUGGAACCAACAUUCAACUCAACCGGUUCUGAAAUACUGUGAACACACAGCAGCUGUUAAAGCCAUCGCUUGGUCUCCUCAUCAUCAGGGGCUUCUUGCUUCGGGUGGCGGUACAGCCGACAGAUGCAUUCGUUUCUGGAACACGACGACCAAUUCUCAUUUAAGCUGCAUGGACACCGGCAGUCAGGUGUGCAAUCUGGUUUGGUCUAAAAAUGUAAACGAGCUCGUCAGUACCCAUGGAUACUCCCAGAACCAAAUCGUCGUCUGGAAAUACCCGAGCAUGUCGAAAUUGGCCACUCUGACCGGUCACACGUACCGUGUUCUUUAUCUCGCCGUCUCACCAGAUGGGCAGACGAUCGUGACCGGAGCAGGGGAUGAAACCCUGAGGUUCUGGAAUGUCUUCCCUUCGCCGAAAUCUCAGAACACAGAGAGCGAAAUCGGGGCUUCCUCUUUCGGUAGAUCAACGAUAAGGUGAAAGGACCGAUGGCAAAUGCAAAGGCUAUUCCAUUAUUAACCGAGUUGGUCUUCUCAACCAACUCGGUAAUGUUAAUAACUCGCGAGUUGCGGGAUCAGUGGUUCUUGCAGAAUCGUUUUCCCGUGUACAGGUCCGGGGUGCGUUCUUGAAGAGUUGUUGUCGAUUAGGCUGAUUUUAUUAUUUGUUUAUUUGUUCAUUUGUUGUAAGCGUUCGUCAUAUUCUUCCAAUUUCAAAACCAUAUACUAAAAUUCGCCAUUCUGAAAUUAUGAGCCUGAGAUAUAGGUAGGCACAUCUAUGGUUGGGUUUGACUAUU
Molecule: messenger RNA, 1882 nt
Organism: Tarenaya hassleriana
Lineage: Eukaryota; Viridiplantae; Streptophyta; Magnoliopsida; Brassicales; Cleomaceae
Product: protein FIZZY-RELATED 2-like
Exons: 9
Coding region: 148-1569 (473 amino acids)
Biological process (GO): positive regulation of anaphase-promoting complex-dependent catabolic process; anaphase-promoting complex-dependent catabolic process; positive regulation of ubiquitin protein ligase activity
Cellular component (GO): anaphase-promoting complex
Molecular function (GO): ubiquitin ligase activator activity; anaphase-promoting complex binding; protein binding
Source: RefSeq, a predicted model, not a curated record